Messenger RNA from Aspergillus puulaauensis, 297 nucleotides. It is a transcript of the gene LSM2, whose product is annotated as Sm-like protein LSM2. The coding region runs from base 1 to 297 and encodes 98 amino acids. Gene Ontology annotation, cellular component: precatalytic spliceosome; P-body; Lsm1-7-Pat1 complex. The transcript has 3 exons. Gene Ontology annotation, molecular function: RNA binding. Gene Ontology annotation, biological process: mRNA splicing, via spliceosome. The record is from RefSeq and is a predicted model, not a curated record. Lineage: Eukaryota; Fungi; Ascomycota; Eurotiomycetes; Eurotiales; Aspergillaceae.
AUGCUUUUCUUCAGUUUCUUCAAGACCCUCACGAACCAGGUCGUCACGAUAGAACUCAAGAAUGACAUCCGAAUCCGCGGGACUCUGAAAUCAGUCGACCAAUACCUCAACAUCAAGCUCGACGAUAUCGAUGUUUUAGACUUGGACAAAUACCCGCAUCUAUCGUCGGUAAAGAACAUGUUCAUCCGUGGCAGCGUGGUGCGGUAUGUGAUGCUGCCGCGGUCGGAGGUUGAUGUUGGGCUUUUGGAGGAUGCGACACGGAGAGAGGCCGCGAACCAGGCGGGUAAAGCUCGGUGA